AUGUUUCUCAUCUGUGCACGAGAGGCAGAGUCUUCUCAGAGGAUAAAGCAUAACAAUAAUGAGAGGGCUGUACUGGGAAGGAAUGUAACUAUCUUCUGCAAUUUGACAACUCUGGAAGAUGUUGUGCAAAUUACCUGGCAGAAGAUCCAAGGCUCUUCACCACAAAAUAUUGGUACUUAUAGCAGUAAAUAUGGGAAAAUUCUCCCACCCUUUGGAGACAGGCUGCACUGCAAGAUUAUCGAACCCAGUUCAUCCUUCAUAACUAUCCAGGAAGUGACAUUUGAAGAUGAAGGCUGCUACAAGUGUCUAUUUAACAUAUUUCCACAUGGCAGCCAUGGAGGACAAAUCUGCCUUUCUGCCUCAUCUGUAUCUGAAUUAACAACAGAACUCCGAUGCAGUUUUGAUUCAGAAGAUCAUUUUAGUCUUAAGUAUUCAGCUGUGGGAAAACCUGCUCCUGAAAUCUCCCUUUACCCUACAUUAGUCCUAAUGUAUCCACGAAAAGAACACCUUGCUCAGAACCCAAAUGGCACAGUAACUGUCACUAAAGUAGUGACCAUCUCUUUGAAGACUGUGAAGUCCUUGGGACUCCAGCACCUGGUUGUGUUCAUGGCUCAGCCCCUAAGAUUUGAAGAGAAGAUUGUUCAUUUGUCAGUAAAAGAAGAAUAUAUUGCGCCCCCCCACCGAAGUACAGCUGGUAAAGAUGUUCUUCCAUUCUGUGAACUCUGCCUUCACUCUGCUGACAGUUUCUUCUGCUGUGCAAAAAUGUUUUAA
Molecule: messenger RNA, 771 nt
Organism: Nannospalax galili (Upper Galilee mountains blind mole rat)
Lineage: Eukaryota; Metazoa; Chordata; Mammalia; Rodentia; Spalacidae
Product: OX-2 membrane glycoprotein-like
Biological process (GO): regulation of immune response; negative regulation of macrophage activation
Molecular function (GO): cell-cell adhesion mediator activity
Source: RefSeq, a predicted model, not a curated record